Epinephelus fuscoguttatus (brown-marbled grouper) is the source of this 2754-nucleotide messenger RNA. RefSeq names its product 24-dehydrocholesterol reductase (gene dhcr24). Gene Ontology annotation, cellular component: cytoplasm; membrane. The transcript has 9 exons. Gene Ontology annotation, biological process: steroid metabolic process. The coding region runs from base 135 to 1685 and encodes 516 amino acids. Gene Ontology annotation, molecular function: FAD binding; Delta24(24-1) sterol reductase activity. The record is from RefSeq and is a predicted model, not a curated record. NCBI's taxonomy places the organism in Eukaryota, Metazoa, Chordata, Actinopteri, Perciformes, Serranidae.
AGGUGAUCAGGAGCAGCUGUGCGGGCUUUCCCUUCAUGAACGUCUCCACACUCAGCCGGAGUUUGACUAAAAACUGUGUCUGAUAGUUUGAGUUUGGAGCUCGUGCACAUCUCGACCCGGCCUGCUCAGACACCAUGGACCCGCUGCUGUAUUUAGCCGGAGCCGUGAUCAUGUUCCUGCUGUGGAUCAGAGUCAAGGGUCUAGAUUACGUGAUCGUGCACCAGAGGUGGAUCUUUGUGUGUCUCUUCCUUCUGCCGCUCUCCGUUAUAUUUGAUGUGUAUUACUAUGUGCGUGCGUGGGUCAUUUUUAAGAUGUGCUCUGCGCCCAAACUGCACGACCAGCGCGUGCGAGACAUCCAGCGACAGGUACGUGAGUGGAGGAAGGACGGCAGUAAGACCUACAUGUGCACGGGUCGACCCGGCUGGCUCACUGUGUCACUCAGAGUGGGGAAAUACAAGAAAACUCACAAGAACAUCAUGAUCAACAUGAUGGACAUCCUGGAGGUGGACACAAAGAGGCAGGUGGUGAGAGUGGAGCCGCUGGCCAACAUGGGUCAGGUGACUGCCCUCCUCACCUCUAUUGGCUGGACACUUCCCGUGCUCCCCGAGCUCGAUGACCUCACUGUGGGUGGUUUGGUGAUGGGUACAGGCAUUGAGUCAUCCUCUCACAUUUACGGGCUGUUUCAGCACAUCUGUGUCGCAUAUGAGCUGGUUCUGGCUGAUGGCAGCUUAGUACGCUGCACUGAGGAGGAGAACUCAGACCUGUUCCACGCCGUCCCGUGGUCCUGUGGAACUCUGGGCUUCCUGGUUGCAGCUGAGAUCAAAAUAGUCCCGGCUAAACCGUGGGUGAAGCUGCGCUAUGAGCCGGUCAGAGGGCUGGAGAACAUCUGCAGACGCUUCACUGAAGCAUCGGAGAACAAGCAGAACACGUUCGUAGAGGGCCUCCAGUACACCCGGGACUCUGCUGUCAUCAUGACGGGAACGAUGACUGACCACGCUGAGCCUGAUAAGAUUAACAGAAUCGGCCUGCACUUCAAACCCUGGUUCUUUAAACACGUGGAGGGCUACCUGAAAAACAACCACACUGGAGUCGAAUAUAUCCCUCUGAGACAGUACUAUCACAGACACACACGCAGCAUCUUCUGGGAGCUUCAGGAUAUUAUUCCCUUCGGCAACAACCCGGUAUUUCGCUGGCUUUUUGGAUGGAUGGUUCCUCCUAAGAUCUCACUGUUGAAGCUCACCCAGGGAGAGACCAUCAGACGGCUCUACGAGCAGCACCAUGUGGUCCAGGACAUGCUGGUGCCCAUGAAGAAUCUGCAGGAUGCCAUCAUGCGCUUCCACCAGGACAUCGAUGUUUACCCUCUGUGGCUGUGUCCCUUCCUGUUGGCACCAGGCAGAGGGAUGGUCCAUCCCAAAGGUCAAGAGGAGGAGCUGUAUGUGGAUAUUGGUGCUUAUGGAGAGCCUAAAGUCAAACACUUUGAAGCUAAAGCAUCAACGCGUCAGCUGGAGAAGUUUGUUAGAGAUGUGCAUGGGUUCCAGAUGCUGUAUGCAGAUGUGUACAUGGACCGGGAAGAGUUUUGGGAGAUGUUUGAUGGACAGCUGUAUCACAGACUGAGAGAGGAGCUAGGCUGUAAGGAUGCCUUCCCAGAGGUUUACGAUAAAAUCUGUAAAUCUGCGCGACACUGACACCCCUCACUGGUGCCUGACCUCAGCCUGGUGUCCCACAUGUCACGUCUGGUGACAGCCUCUGCUUUAGGGAUGUUUUAAUUAAUACAAAAAACAGUUUUACACAAAGAUACAUCUGAAAAUUUUCUGAUGUUGAAUUAAGCUUCACAGAGACAAGCUUUAUGCUAUUUGUGACAGACUGUGUCUUAAGGGGACUUUCCAUCAAUGUGAGGCAAAAGCACAACUAUUGUGCUUUUAAGUCGUGAAUGUAUUCUGUAUUCUGAUUUCAUGUCUUGUGUGAUUCAAAACCUGUGUGUGUUACUUGUACAUGUUGGGAGCAUAUUGCACCCAGUAUUUUGUUUUUACCUUCUUUUUAAUGUGUAUAUUUGGCCCCAUUUUACAACCAUAGUUAUCCAUAUUGUACUGUACACCUCUUAUUAAUAAGUCAGCCUUAUCUACAAGUGCCAUUCACACUUAAAACAUGACUUUCUAAUCUGCUUCAUACACAUAUUUUAAAAUAUAUGCUGUUGUGAUAAAUUUGUGGAAAAAAGAAACCAAACAACAUGUUUUGUAACUUAUAGACGACUAUUUUAAUGUCAGAUUUACAUCAUAUCACCAGGACUGUCUAAGGAUUGAAUGAAUUGAUUAAAAACUGUUUUAUGCAAUAACUUUCAUUCUGAUGCUUGUUUAACUAUAGAUUCUGAAGUUGUUGGGGGGGAAAUACUGUGCAGCACUGUUGUAAUCAGGGUUCACAUCUGUCACAAACAUAGUCAAAGCUGAUUUCAUUGUUGGGAGCAGAUUUGUUUGACUGUACAUGGAUAACAGCUCAGCUCAGAGCUCAGAGUUUGUUUCUUUUGUUUAUCCUUCUGUAUCCUUCAACUUCUUUUUUUAAAUGUAUUGGAACAGCAUUUGGAAGUCAAAUGAAUUUAUUUGCUCUUAACAGUUAUCUCACUUUAUUUGAAUAACUGAGUUGAUGCUUUGAUGGUUUGUCCCUGUGUGAUCUGAAAAUCAUUAACCAUCCUAUCCCCACAUUGUGUACUGAUUUAGACUAUUGUAUGCUCUUAUAAUGUGGAUACAAUCUGGCACCAAU